This is a messenger RNA of Striga hermonthica, 696 nucleotides long. Lineage: Eukaryota; Viridiplantae; Streptophyta; Magnoliopsida; Lamiales; Orobanchaceae. The record is from the annotation of a GenBank genome assembly.
AUGGCUGUCACUUUCUACGACCUCAGCUCGGCGGCUGGCCUUAAGAAGCUGGAUGAAUACCUUUUAUCUCGCAGUUACAUUACCGGAUAUCAGGCUUCAAAGGAUGAUCUUACAGUUCAUGCCGCCCUCUCAAAACCUCCAUCAUCGGACUAUGUGAAUGUGUCACGUUGGUACAACCACAUUGAAGCUUUGUUGAGGAUUUCUGGAGUUUCUGGUGAAGGAAGUGGUGUCACGAUUGAGAGCUCGGCUCCAGUUGCAACCCCUCCUGCUGCGGACACCAAGGCCUCAGCUGCUGAGGAUGACGACGAUGAUGAUGUGGAUUUGUUUGGUGAGGAGACCGAGGAAGAGAAGAAAGCUGCCGAGGAACGUGCUGCUGCUGUUAAGGCUUCCUCAAAGAAGAAAGAAUCUGGGAAAUCAUCAGUUCUGAUGGAUGUAAAACCAUGGGAUGAUGAAACUGACAUGAAAAAGCUUGAAGAAGCUGUUAGAAGCGUGCAGAUGGAGGGUCUCCUCUGGGGAGCUUCUAAACUUGUUCCUGUUGGUUAUGGAAUCAAGAAGCUGCAGAUUAUGAUUACCAUUGUGGACGAUCUAGUUUCUGUUGACAACCUCAUUGAGGACUAUCUUACAGCUGAACCGAUCAAUGAAUAUGUCCAGAGUGUUGACAUUGUGGCCUUCAACAAAAUAUGUGAGUAUUUUUAG